Messenger RNA from Cylicocyclus nassatus, 1471 nucleotides. The record is from the annotation of a GenBank genome assembly. NCBI's taxonomy places the organism in Eukaryota, Metazoa, Nematoda, Chromadorea, Rhabditida, Strongylidae.
AUGCUCUUCACUAUUUUCGCAAUAUUAUCAUUGUUAGCUACUCGUAUUUAUUGUUUAGCACAGCCUUUAUUAAAUGAUGCACCCCAAUCUAUAUACGCUUUGUUAGUAGCUGGAUCCAAUGGAAUUAGUAAUUAUCGACAUCAGGCUGAUGUCGCUCAUGCUUAUCAUCUUUUAAUCGAAAAAGGUGUUCCUGCCGAGAAUAUCGUAACGAUGAUGUACGAUGACGUCGCUUAUGAUCCUAAAAAUCCACAUCCUGGAGAGUUGCGAAACAUUCAGAAUGGUCCUGAUUAUCGGAAAGGAAUGAAAGUGGAUUACAGGACCACAGCUGUAAACAAAUACGUUUUCGAGGCAGUUUUGACGGGUAACUCAGCCAGAGCAGCUCUUUAUGGAGGGUCUGGAAGGGUUCUGAAAAGUACUUCCGCUGACAAUGUCUUCAUAUUCUACAGCGAUCAUGGGGCUUACAAUAUCUUGGGCAUGCCAAGUGGACCACCGAUCACAAAAUCGGAUCUGCAAAAUUAUAUCAAUGCAGCACGCAAUGCAGGAAAAUUCCACAAACUUUCAAUGUAUGUGGAAGCCUGUGAGAGUGGAUCCAUACUUGAAGGAUUCGAAAAAGACGACCGUGUAAACGGAUUGACCGCCUCAAGUGCUACUGAGGACUCCUAUGCAUGUAAUUGUGCUGGCGCAAUUUGUUAUGCAGAUUUAUUUAGCUAUAAGUGGAUGACAAAUUCUGAGCAGCAUAAUCUAAUGGGUUUCUCUGUCCAAGAGCAGUACAGCGAUGUAAAGAAGGAAGUGCACUCGUCCACAGUGCAAAUUUUUGGCUCGACAGCGGUGACUAAUGAGCCGGUAGGCUACUUCCAAGGCACCAAACCAAGCCGAAAUGUUUUGGCGGUUAUGGUGAACUCUAGUUCUGAAAAUAAAGUGGUGAGCAUCCGUGACGUCCCAAUUCACAUGCUUGUGAUGAGUGCGGAGGGGGUUCAAGAGGAUAAGCGCGUAUCCGAUGCUGUACAGCAGUUGGAGUUGGCUUUUAAGAAACGUGAACUCUUUCGUAACGUCUUCGACACUUUGCAUCAACUUAUUCGUGAAUCUAUCAAUGAGCAUCAAGGCGAUUUCGAACUCAACAAAGAACUACGAGACCAUUGUUACGAAACCUUGGUGCUUCAAUUCGACGAACACUGUUUUCCCUUACGAAAUAACGCAUUCGCAUUCGGCUCAUUGCGACGGUUUCGUUCACUUUGCGUCAAGACCAACAGUAAUGUGAUUCAAAGGGCCAUCGACACUAUGAGGCUGUAUUGCCGACGGAAUUCGCUAGUUGUUGAUGUGCAGGGAGUAGAAUGAGUUCAUCCGCCGCGCUUUUUAUGUUGUAUAUAUUGUUGAUAAUUUAUUAACUAAUGAUAAAUCGAGAUAAUUUGUUUUCUUGUUUGGAAUUGAAGCAAAACCUGGACCAAUAAAAUCAUAAUAUUCUAUGAACAAC